Molecule: messenger RNA, 5502 nt
Organism: Closterium sp. Naga37s-1
Lineage: Eukaryota; Viridiplantae; Streptophyta; Zygnematophyceae; Desmidiales; Closteriaceae
Source: the annotation of a GenBank genome assembly
AUGCUGUCGCAGUCGUCGGGGGUGCCGCACUGGGAGGCCGAGGACGCGGGCGCGCGGGACGCGGCAGCGGCGGGGAUGGCGGGCGGAAGCAUGGCGGCGAGCGCGCCGAUGCUCGCGCCCCUGUACCCGUCAAUAUCGAUGGACGCGCAAGCGGUCGAGCUCGCGUCGUACAUUCUCUUCCCGCCGCCGCCCAGCCACGGCUCGCCCUCCCUCCGAUCCCUCAACGGUUCCGCCGGAGGGCCCUCCGCGCCCACUAGCUCAUCCGCGGCGGCGCACCUGGCGCGCCAGGCGGAGGCGGAAGAACCUCUGCUAUUCGCGGAACGGAUUUCCGCGCAGGCACGGGGCGGGUUGGCGGGGGAAGCGACGGGGGGAAUCGACGGGCACGUGGGGAGGGAAGGGGCGGAAGGGGGAGCUGAAGGGGUGGGCGCGGGGAGGGCAGAAGGAGCAAUGGUAGGGGAAGGGGAAACGGGGGAUAAAGGAAACGCAGCAGAAGGAGACGGAAUAGUAGGAGGAGGAGGAGGAGGAGGAGGAGGAGGAGGAGGAGGAGGAGGAGGAGGAGGAGGAGGAGGGGAGGAGGGAGGAGAGGGGAAGAGUGAGAGGUGUACCAGCAGUAUCAAGUCAUUGCAGCUUCUCUCCUCCUGGUCUUCGUCCCCCCCACUGCCCCCCCAUCCACCUCUGCACCGCACCCCCUCCCUCCACCGCACCCCCUCCCUCCACCGCAGUUCUCCCCUUCACCGGGAAUUAUCCCUCCACCGCAAUUCGCCCCUGCACAGGGAGCUAUCCCUGCACCGCUCUUCACCGCUUCACCGCGAGUUAUCACUCCAGCGCGGUUCACCCCUCCUCCGUGAGUUAUCCCUGCACCGGGAUUCCCCUAUGCACCGUGAGUUAUCCCGUGAGUUAUCCCUGCAUCGGGAUUCCCCUCUGCACCGUGAGUUAUCCCUGCAUCAGGAUUCCUCCUUGCAUCAGGAGCUCUCUCUUGUGCACCGCAAGCCCUCCCUGCAGCGGCACCAGCCUGUGACAGCGCUGCUGCAGCAGCAAGACGGCGGUUCUCCUUCUGCUCCUUCUGCUGCUGUUGCUGACACUGCUGCUGAAUCUGCUGCUGCUCUUGCUGCUGGCACAGCUGCCACUGCUGCUGCUGGUGCUGCUGAUGCAGGAGAAGCGGAGCAGAAGGGGCAGGGGGGGCAGCAGGCUUUUGCCGAGCCGCUCGUAACAAAAGGGGAGGCUUCUGCUGUGGGGGAGGGGGAAGGCGGACGUGCAAGCAUGGCAGGGGCGCAGGUGCAAGGGGGUGUGGCGCGCGGGGAAGGGGGAAAGGGAGGGAGCAGCGGGGAGGAGGGCAGAGAAACGGGAGAGGGCGGAGAGGGAGCGGGAGGAGGGGAAGGGGAGGGGGAGGGGGAUUUGAGGUCUCUAGAUCUGCAUUUUGUGCCCUCUGCUCCCCGCUCUAUCUUCCGCUUUGACUCUUACGAAUUCAGUUUUUUCGGGCCUACUGAUUCUGCAGGCUCGGGGGCCACUGUUGCCGGACCUGGCAGUCUGCUUCGGGAGCUCAGUGGUUUGGGACGGCAGCUGUCUAUUAGCUGUGCGGAGCGGUUGCCGGAAAAGGUGGGGGGAAGGGGCGCACUGGGGGGAGGGGCGGAGUUGGGGGAAGAAGGGGAAGUAGGGGAAGGCGCUAUUGCAGGGGGAAAGGGAUCGGGGGAGCAUGGGGAGGAGCAGGGGAAGGGAGGGCGAGAGGGAGGGGUAGAAGGCGGUUGGGGGAGGGGGAAGGACGGGAAUGGGGCGGAAGGGGGAGAGCUUGGUGGUGUUGAAAUGGGCGGCAGUGGCAUGGGGAUGGGCGGCAGUGGUGCUGCCUUGGCGCGCACAGGUGUUGGUGUGGGCGGCAGUGGGACUAUAGGUGCGACGUGGCGGCGAAUCAUGGGGAAUACGAGCAAGGAAGGGGGGCUGUAUGAUGGUGGCAAGGCUGGUGCUGUGGGUGUGAGCACAGGCGCAGGCACAGGCAUGGGUAUGGGCAUGGGCGUGGGCAUGGGCAUGGGUAUAGGCAUGGGCAUGCAUGGGGAAAUGGGGGAGGGGAUAGUUCGUACUGACAGUUCAUGUCUUGAUGCUGUUGUGAACCCCCUCAGGCGUGUUGCGUUCGAACCCCCUGCUGCUGCUGCUGCUGCUGCUGCUGCUGCUCGUGCUGAUUCUGCUGCCACCGCUCCUUCAGCUGUCCCUGCUACAGCUGCCCCUGCUACAGCUGCCACUGCUACAGCUGCUGAUCCUGGUCAAGACACCAGCAUGACCACAGCAGCGGCAGCAGCAGCAGUAGUAGUCAACGCCUCACCUCCUCCUGCUCCUCCUGCUCCUGCUCCUGCUCCUGCUCCUGCUCCUUGUGCUGCUGCCACCAACACGGCUGCUGCCACCAACACGGCUGCUGCCACCAGCACGGCACCCGAUCCCCCAUUCACCUUCACCACCAAGCAAAGCCGCACCCCCACUCCCCCUCCCGCCUCCCUCCUGCCCUCCCUCCCCCUCUCCCUCCGCAUGCGCCCCCCCAGGCUCAUCCUCCCCCCCGACCACUCCCCCAUGCACUCCCCCUUGCACCCCAGCCCGCCCCUCUCCCCCGUGCCUCUCCGCCCCUCCCUCUCACCAGCUCCCCCCCGCCCCUCCCUCUCUCCAGCUCCCCCCCGCCCCUCCCUCUCCCCCGCCCCGCGCCACCCCUCCCCCUCUGUCUCCGCGUCUCUCUCCCCCACGUCCUCCACGCCAUGUAACACACUCCCUCUCACGUCUGUUACCAGGCCUCUCCCACCCGCCGCCCUUGCCCUGCAAGACACGCAAGCCUCUCACGCCCAUCCAUCCCACAAUCAUACCUCCCACGCCCAUGCCCCCCAUGUGCAUCCAUCGAAGCGUCUCAAGCUGUUUCCCAGCCCUUCCCCUAGCCCCCUCCCUAGCCCCCUCCCUAGCCCUAGGGGUGCUGCUGUUGCUGCUGCCGCCGCCGCCGCCGCCGCCGCUGCUGAUGGUGCUGCUGGUGGUGCCGCUGGUGCUGGUGGUGGUGGUGGUGGUGGUGUUGCUGCUGUUUCUGCUGCUGCUGCUGGUGUUGCCGCUGGUGCUGUUGGUACCAGUGGUGGUGCAGCUAUGUAUUUCCCUCGGUCUCGUUCCACUGGUGGUGCUGGUGCUGCUGCUGCUGGUGGUGGUGCUGCUGCUGCUGCUUCUGCUGCUGCUGGUGGUGUUGCCGCUAAUGCUGUUGGUACCAGUGGUGGUGCGGCUAUGUAUUUCCCUCGGUCUCGUUCCACUGGUGGUGUUGGUGCUGCUGGUGGUGGUGGUGGUGGUGCUGCUGCUGCUGCUGCUGGUGGUGUUGCCGCUGGUGCUGUUGGUACCAGUGGUGGUGCGGCUAUGUAUUUCCCUCGGUCUCGUUCCACUGGUGGUGUUGGUGGUGGUGGUGGUGGUGGUGGUGCGACUAUGCAUUUCCCUCUGACUCGAUCAGCUGCUGGUGCUGCUGGUGUUGAUGGUGCAACUGAGCAUUUCCCUCAGUCUCGCUCCUUAGGUUCAGACGGCGGGUUGGCAGAUGGAGAAAGCGGGAGGGUGGGAGGGGCUGGUAGGAGCCUGUGGGGAGGGAUGGAUGUGGGAAACGGCUUGCCUGCUGCUGCGGCAGCUGGUACCACUGUUUCCCCUGUUGCCGCUGGUGGUGCUGAUACACCCAUGCGAUUUCCUCAGUCUCGAUCCGUUGGCUCAGAAAGCGGGUUGGCAGGCGGAGAAAGCGGGAGGUUGGGGAUGACUGGGGCCAUGGUAGGGAUGGGUAACGAGGUGUGGGGAGGGGUGCACGAGGGUAAGGGAGUACACGGAGGGGUACAAGGGGGAAUUGAUCUGAACCAAGUGCGGCUGAGCCCUGGACCACAGAUAGGAACGCUCGGCAUGAGCACGGGGGAAAAUGCAGCGGGUGGGGGAGGGGGAGGAGGGGCAGUGGGCGUGGGGGAAGGGGUAAAGGGCGCACAGGGGAUGGGGGAAAGGGUAGGGGGCGCAAUGGGGAUGGGGGAAGGGAUAGGAGGGGCAUUGAGCUUGGGGGAUGGAGAUAUGGGAGCGGCAUUGCUGCGGCUUGUGGGGGGGGGUCUGGGGGGAGUGGGUACGGUGGAAGGAGGGGCGUUGGCAGCACUGCUGGCGGGUGUGUUGGGAGGGGGCAGUGGGGGGAAGCUUCCUUUGAGCCGCACAGAGAGUGCUGCUGCUUUGGGCCUCACUGGGAGUGCUUCUGCUGCUGCUGCCAGCAGUGCUGCCACAUGCUCUGCUGGGCUCAAUCCAGCCGUUGGAUUGAGUGCUGCUGGGCUCAAUCCAGCCGUUGGAUUGAGUGCUGCUGGGCUCAAUCCAGCCGUUGGAUUGAGUGCUGCUGGGUUCAAUCCAGCCGUUGGAUCGAGUGCUGCUGGGCUAAAUCCAGCCAUUGCUCCACCUACGGCUGCAGGCACUGCAGUGCAAAGAGGGGCUAGAGGCCCCACUCCCACCUCGCGCUCCCCCUCCCCUCUCCCUCUCCACCGCACCCUACCUCUCCUCCCACACACUUCAUCUGCUCCUGGUGCUACUCCCGCUGCCCCUGCUCCUGCUCCUGCUCCUUCUGCUCCUACUGCUGCUGCUGCUGCUGCUGCUGCUGCUGCUGCUGCUGCUGCUGCUGCUGCUGCUGCUGCUGCUGCUGCUGCUGCUGCUGCUGCUGCUGCUGCUGCUGCUGCUGCUGCUGCUGCUGCUGCUGCUGCUGCUGCUGCUGCUGCUGCUGCCGCUGCUGCCGCUGCUGCCGCUGCCCCUGGUGCUGCGAUGCCUGUCAUGGACCAUCAGACAGGGGUUGCAAGUAUUCUCCUUGGGAAUACUGCCGCUGUCACCGGUGCUACUGCUGUUGCUGCUGUUACUUCUCCUGCGGCUGCUUUCCCUGCCUCAGUGUCUCAAGCAGAACUCUCUCCUCGACCUGGGCUCGAUGCUUCCACUUACGCUGCGUCUGCUUAUGCUGCUUCUGCUGCCGCCUCUGAUAGCUUUUGUGCUGGUGCUGGUGCUGGUGCUGGUGCUGUUGCUGGUGCUGGUGCUGGUGCUGGUGCUGGUGCUGGUGCUGGUGCUGGUGCUGGUGUAGGUGGUGGUGCUGGUGCUGGUGGUGCUGCUGUUUCUGGUGCGGGUGCUGGUGGUUUGAUCAGUGCAGCUGGUUUGAGUCCCAGGAGGAAGAGUGGUGCAGUCACCAAGCCGUGUGCUGCUGCGCGGAAGCGGAGGGACCGCAUAUCGCGGCACAUCCGCACUUUACAAGGGCUGGUGCCCUCGUCCACCAAGACAGACGCCGCCACUGUGCUGGCUCAGACCAUCCGCUACCUGCGCGGCCUUGAAAGCCAAGUCGCGGCAUCCACCAAGUCAGACGCCGCCACUGUGCUGGCUCAAACCAUCCGCUACCUGCGCGGCCUCGAGAGCCAAGUCGCUGCUCAAACCAUCCACUACCUGCGCUGCCUCGAGAGCCAAGUAUCGGAGCUCAAGGCCAAAGUGGGCGCAUUGGGGGGCAGCAGCUCCCAGGCAGAGUAA